Panicum virgatum (switchgrass) is the source of this 600-nucleotide messenger RNA. RefSeq names its product skin secretory protein xP2-like. Bases 1 to 600 code for a protein of 199 amino acids. NCBI's taxonomy places the organism in Eukaryota, Viridiplantae, Streptophyta, Magnoliopsida, Poales, Poaceae. The record is from RefSeq and is a predicted model, not a curated record. The transcript has a single exon.
AUGGCCAAGGUAGGGAUGCCACCGAGCGCGCUCCUCGCGCCGCCGCCACGCCCCUCGUCUGCAGCACUGCGGAGCGUGUUUGAUGCGCGGCCGCGCGGGUGCACCGUCGUGGUGCCGCUCCCGUCUGGAGUUGCGGAACCAGAACCUCCCCGCGGUUCGCCCGGCGGCGGCACGGCUCCCCCGCUCCGCUUCUCCCCGGCGCGGCGGAGGUGGCCGGCGAGCUCAGAGGGGCUGAGGUCCGCGCGAUCGGCGCGGCGCAGCGGAGCGGAGGUGCCUGGCCCCGCGCAGGCGGCGCCCCCCUGCUCAGCGCGGCCGCGGCGUCGGGCCCCUCCUGGCGGCUCGUGGUCCGGCCGCAGCACGUGGUCCGCGCAUGCUCCCGCGUCGGCCAUGGCGAGAGCGAGGGGCGGCGGCAAGUGCGCCGAGCUCCUUCCAUGGCCGGCCGGCCUGGUUCUUGCUGCAGCUGGUUCUUGCUGUGAGUCCGCGCCUAGGCUCCUGGGCACUCGCACGCGCACUGCAGGCACCGCUCGCCACAAGGGAGCUGCCGAGGGCGCCGCUGCAGCUGCGUACUGUGCGCCGCGGGCAGGCAGGGCAGGGCGCUGA